Messenger RNA from Prunus armeniaca (apricot), 483 nucleotides. NCBI's taxonomy places the organism in Eukaryota, Viridiplantae, Streptophyta, Magnoliopsida, Rosales, Rosaceae. The record is from the annotation of a GenBank genome assembly.
AUGGCUGCUGCUGCUAACAUAUUAAACCCACUUAUUCUCUCAUUCUCAACCCUCUUCCUGGUCUCCAUUCUUCUCAGCUUCCCGGCGACAACAACUUCAGAUAAUCCCUGCGCAUAUCCAUGUUAUCCUCCACCUACCGGCACCGGCAGCACUACUCCGGUGACCACCACAACACCGCCUCCGCCGUCGACUCAAACCGGGUCAUACCCGCCUCCUCCGACCGUCUACAAUAACCCAACUGGAUCGGGAUAUUCCUCUUACAACCCUCCUCCAUCCACUUACAAUGGUGGUGGUGGAUAUGCUGGUGCCAAUCCCCCUCCUGACCCCAUCCUUCCCUAUUUCCCAUUCUACUUCAAAAACGGUGCUCGCGGAAACGGAGACGCUUCAUCAGCAACCCCCCUCAUUACAAGAUCAUCCACCCUCUUCAACACUAUUGCCACCACCAAUAUUCUACUUGUAUUUGUCUUCUUCUUUUUUCUCUAG